GGAUGAGCAAACGUCACCGGAUACCACGCAAAGGAGCAAAGCGACAUCUGCAACAGUACCGAGAAGCAAAAGCAGCGACCUCUUACGAUCUAACAACAAGAAAGAAUCGUCGGACAUCAAGAUUUCUCGAUUUAAUAGCUUAAAGCAAUGGGGAAAGAACCAGUACGACAAAUUUUUAAAUAAAAGCAACGAAAAGAACGAAAAUGUUUCUACCAGUAGUGGCGGGGGAAGUAAAACGAAAGUUUCUUUAUCGGAAGACGGAGUUGAUGACUUUAAUUUGUAUGACACAGUUACAAUGAAACGUAGAAGAGAUAUGGACAAGGAACGCAAAACUCACGAAAGAAAUUCUUCUAUAUCCAGUUCAGAGAAAUCUUUACCUGUUACUACUAGCACGCUCUCUUCGGUUAUGAACAUCGCUGUCAAAUUAAGGGAGAGUUCAUUGCAACGACGUCAAAGAAGAAACGGAACUAACAAAGACGAACCUCAUUCUUCCAGUGGUAACUGGAGCGCAAGUUCGGAAAGCGGCCGUGCUUCCAUUGGUUCCGAAAUAACAUCCACCACUCAUCCAAAGAGUACUACAUCUGCCGCAACUUCUAGCAAUUCUCUUAAUCUACAUCCUCCAAGUUCCGUAAACUCACGACGCAGAUUCAACUUCAACACUUCCACGUCGAGCAGCGUAACCAGCGAAGGUAGCACCUUAACUCCAGAUAUUAUCCAUGAUUUACACGAAGACGGUGAUUCGGUCUACUCUUGCGAUACUGAGGGCUAUUACACCUCCUUCCAUAUGGAUAGUGGUCUAAAGACUCUGAAAGAAGAAGAACUUCCAUCAACCCCGUUACAAAGCACUUCGGCGUUCUGUAAUUCUGAUUCGAACAAUACUGUGAUGUCGGCUGAAAAUGAAUACGAACUUUUCGGUAAAGGUAGUACGUCCACAACUACAAGUUCGGCUGGAACCGUAUGUACUACCCUCAGGGCAGCUGAAAGUAAUAGAAGUUUAGUUAUAGGUCCAGCAGUGCCAGAAAGAAAGAGUUCUCUGUCGAAAUUAUCAAAUAAAUCAAGCAAGAGUCCUGAAAGCUCGCUGGGACGAGAUUAUGUAGAUAAAACUGGUACUAUAAAACGCAGUCCCGCUACCUCUCAUACAAAACCAGCUAUAGUAGGUCUAAUUCAGAAAAAAGACAGCAGUGGGGAUGUUUCUCCAGACAGUGGACACAAUACCUCGAGUUCGCCUAUUGAGAGUGUUUCUAGUCCCAACGGUAUUCGUAGCGGUUCAGAUUUCGAGUUUUCCGAAAGCUCUGAUAUGGAAGGGCCGGAAAGAACUGAAAGAAUCAGAGUAAAGACUACCAUAAACUCAAGUAGGAUACCGUCGAUGUGCGCUAUAACUCCUCCUCACAGCGAUGAUGAAAGCUCAAGUAACUCAUCCUACAAGAAACAUAUCGAGGCUAACAAUUUAAGAAAUAGUUUAGAAAACGAGAAGGAACUCGAUAAAGAAAAUGGAAACAUAAAUAUAAAUCAAAGAAUUAUAAGUACAAAUGUAAACGGUACACAAAAAUUGUCAUUAGUCAAUGUAAAUACUCAAUCAGGAUAUGCUACAGUAGAAAAUCUGGACGAAGGUGUAACAGCCUCGCAAAUUAAGGUUUCUGCUACCACAAUUAGAGCUCCGUCUCCUAGUGGAGGUAGCGUAAUAGUAAAAUCAGAAACUGACAGUGUUACAAAGACUUCGUCCCAGCCUUUGAUCAAGUCCAGUUUACUACCUUUAAACAACAUGUUUGGAAGAAUUAAAUCAAAUCUAACUAGCUUAGGUCUGAGCAGGCGAGAUAGAAGCAAAAGUCCAAAUAAUGUUAAAACUGAACCCGUUUCUGAUUCUAUGGACGAGUAUGUUACUUUAGCAGACGUACGAAAUAAUAACGAGAAGUAUUCCGUUGAGGAAAUUACCUAUGCUAAUGACGCAGUGAACAAAAAUUUAAACACAGUAUUAAGCGGAAAAGUAAGAGACGCCGAGUAUGUGUCUCUUAACGAGCUACCCAACAGUGAUAAUAAUAACGCAAUGAUGGGAGCAGAUUCGUCAUUGGAAAGAAAAAAGAGACAAGGUGCCAGAGUAAUGCUAGAUGCUGAAGGAAAAGUAGUAUACAGCUCUGACAGUUUAAGAAGACGUAAACCUCCUAGCACCUUUGAACCGGGACCUUUUGUGAAACUCUCCACUCAAGCCAGUCCCAGAUCCAGCCCUCAGAUGCACAGAACACUCAAAAACAUCCGUCCGAUAGCUUCCAGCCAGGACCAGAUGAAGCUGAACGUUCCUCAAGCUGAAUUUUACCGUCCGAUGUCGCCUACCUCAGGAAACAAAGUCAUUAUUAAGGCUUCGGGCAAUCCGCCCGAGGUAAUCCGAUCUCCGUCCACCGUGGUUCAACCUGCCAGUCCCAAAAUGAGACCCUUGAGCCCGAAGGGUGCCUACGUUCACGUGCAAGCACCCGGAGGUCCACUGUCGCCGAAAGAACCCAGAGAAGGCGUCACACCUCCCAUAUCAUCUUCAACAAGUCCCACACUUGGUCGUUACCAAACCCAAGAAGAAAUGUUCAGCUACGCUAACAACGAGGCCUAUUACGCUUCACCUCAGAGUUAUUAUCAAGGUGGUAAUUUUUACUCAACAUUACCAACUAAGAAAACCCAAUAUUUCGCCUGCGAAAUACCCCAAGAACGAAGCGUGACGCCUGAUAUAACUAGAGGCCUAGAAAGAGGAAACAGUUCAUUUUCCCAUGGCAGUACCUUCAAAGAUGACCAAAACUUAGUCUGCUACGGCCAUCAGGUGGGGAUACCUGUAGCACGAGAGUACAAUGCGAGUCCUGUUUACAAGGAUCAAUAUUCCUCUAGAAUAGCGUCGUAUAGUGAUAGAGACGAUUCACUCAAAAUAUCCCCCAUUGAUCCCAUCCGACAUUCUGGAGGUUUAAAAACGUCGACGCCGUCCCAAUUGAAGGUCUCAAGUAAUUUGGAAAGCAAAUUAUUAUCUCCCAAACGUAGCGCCAUGUCCAACGAUGAAUUAUAUGCAGUGAUUCAUAAAACCAAGAAGAAACUAAAUAUCGAAGACGACCUAAACAGAAUGUCACCUUCGCUUGUUGCCCAAGUGGAACCUGAAACAAGUACACCAAAGAAAGUUAGUGUCGAAACUGGAUACAUCGGAUCCAGACAAAGUUGGUCACCUUCGAAAGGAGAGUAUAUCGACUUCAAUUCCGAUAUCGAUAAAUUCUCUCCCAUAAAUGAACCGAAGAAUCGGCAAAGUUGGGCUUGCAGUGACAGAAAAGGCACUAAGAAAACUUCAACGCUGGAUUUUAAAAGAUUACUAUUGCAAAAAAGCAGCUCUUUAUCGGGAAAUAAGAAAAUGUCAGCCGUGGAACAACUCAAACUUUCCAAACAACAGAUGCACCAGAAAGCGCCAAACGAGAAUAAUAAACCUUACAAUAACACCGGCGAUAUGACUAUUCUAGAUUUAAGUGCCUCUCCUAGAAGUUUAGUAAAUCGAAGACUAUUAAGCAAUCCUCCUAGCAGUCCAGAAAGAUCAACUGUGAAACCGACGCCAAAAAUUUUAUCGCCCAGAUCACAGUGGAGGUUCCUUAAUCCACGAAGUGACGUUUUGUCUUCCACAAUACUAGAGGAUUGUAGGGAAGACGAUUCUGGCAGUAACGCUUCGAAAAGUUCGUUGGAAAAAAGAAAUGCGCAGAGUGUAAGAAGUUCCGUGGGGAGUCCGAAAUUCACGCCAGAAGAACAUUUGAGCAAACCUAUAGAUACAAAACAAAUUCAAAGUUCCUUAUGCCAAGAUGUUGACAAUAAUUCAAGUAACACUAAUACUAGUACUACUCGGUCUGAACCAAAACCUAAUAUAAAAUAUUCAUCAGUAAGUGAACGGCUUUAUGCUCAGAGAGCUCAAUUUUUUGGAACUACCGUUUCGACUGAAAAAAAGGAAACUACACCUAAAGUACCUCCUACUUUAGAAACUGCCUUUUAGAUUUUAAUUUAGUUUUAGUACGAUGUAAAUACUUGAAAGCCACUUUGAAACAAUUUAGAAAUGAAGUGAUAAAAGUGCAGCUGUUUGUAUAUUAAUAUUAAUUUAUUUUUUUAUUGUAUGAACUCGCAUUGCGACUAAAAGCUGCAUAUAGUUUAGUCGAGACGCACUAUUUCUUACUUCAUAGUAUUUUCUUUGGAUAAUAUUAGUUUAUUCGACUUUCGUUAAAGAUACUUCACAUUUCAACAAAUAUUUUUCUAGUCUUAGCCAUUUUUAUUAGUUUACUUAGGUAUUCUUAAUUUGUCUGUUUUAGCUAUGUACAAAGUUUUAAAAUAUUCAGGUUAUUUAUAAACAAAAGAACUUAAUAUAUUAC
Sitophilus oryzae (rice weevil) is the source of this 4364-nucleotide messenger RNA. RefSeq lists its product as uncharacterized. The record is from RefSeq and is a predicted model, not a curated record. NCBI's taxonomy places the organism in Eukaryota, Metazoa, Arthropoda, Insecta, Coleoptera, Curculionidae.